AUGUUCCUCUUCCUGGCAUGCAUUGCCUUAGCGCGCGUUGCAAAUGCGCAACGCGUUUUUGCCCAUUUCAUGGCACAAAACUCUUAUUCAUACGCCGAAAGUGAUUGGACGAAUGAUAUGACAACCGCUCAGAAUAUUGGCAUCGAUGGCUUUGCAUUGAACAUUGCCGCAAACGACUAUGAAGUUGACAGAAUCGUCGAUGCAUAUUCAGCUGCGGAAUCUUUAGGCUUCAAGCUCUUCUAUUCUUUUGAUAUGUCAUACACUUGGCAGCAGAGCGAUAUGGUCAAUAUCGUUGCCAAUCACUCGUCGAGUCCAAGUACAUUUCUCUGGAAAAAUACUAUACUUGUAUCGACAUAUUCAGGGGAGAGUUAUGGAGAAGACUUCUGGGCUAGCUUCAAGAGCGCACUUAAGAGCCAAGGCAUCGACAUCACACUUGCACCCGCGUUCACAACUUACCGUGACCCUUCGAAUGCUACUUCACUCGUGUCUACGUUCCCCUCAAUUGGUGGGUUCUUCAAUUGGUGGUCCUGGCCUGCCGAUGUUCAUGAAAACUUAACGACAGCUACAGAUUUAGCCUACAAAUCAGCUGUCUCGUCGCUCAGUGGACCGUACAUUAUGUCUGUCUCGCCUUGGCAGUUUAAGAACCUCGAUGGCGCUGGUGAUUGGGUAGAAUACAGUGACACUCUCUGGAACUACCGCUGGCAGCAAGCCCUGAAUGACGUGAAACCUGAUAUCGUCGAAAUCAUAAGUUGGAACGAUUAUGCCGAAUCCCAUUACAUCGGUGAUAUCAAUCCAAAUGUGUACCUUGGGACACAAGCCCCACUUUACGUCGAUGGUUUCAUACAUGCUGCUUGGCGAGAUGUAGCUCAGUACUAUAUUUCAUGGUUCAAGACUGGUUCUGCACCGACCAUUACGAAAGAUGAAGUCGUCUUCUGGUAUCGUGCAUGGCCGAAAGCCGUUAGUUGCAGUACUGGAUCUCUACCACGCAAUGCUGCAUACCCUGAGGACGCCGUUUUUGCACUCGCGAUGCUCAAAGACACUGCAACUAUCACGCUUGCCAUAGGUAGCAAUACGGUAAAUUUCACCGCUGGUCCGGGUGUGACCAUGGGUUCUGUACCAUUCCCUACAGAGGAUUCACAGAUACCCUAUAUCGCGAUCAACAAAGAUGGCACAACAGUUGUCGACACCCAUGGCUCGAUGUAUGUUAAUCAAAGCGGAUGUACGUACUACAAUUUCAAUCCUUUCGUUGGGAGCGUUGCAGAGUGA
This is a messenger RNA of Suillus bovinus, 1266 nucleotides long. Its product is annotated as glycoside hydrolase family 71 protein. Gene Ontology annotation, molecular function: glucan endo-1,3-alpha-glucosidase activity. The record is from RefSeq and is a predicted model, not a curated record. Lineage: Eukaryota; Fungi; Basidiomycota; Agaricomycetes; Boletales; Suillaceae. The transcript has 8 exons. Bases 1 to 1266 code for a protein of 421 amino acids.